Messenger RNA from Trachymyrmex cornetzi, 775 nucleotides. Its product is annotated as phosducin-like protein. Gene Ontology annotation, biological process: regulation of G protein-coupled receptor signaling pathway. The annotation marks the transcript as partial. The transcript is spliced from 2 exons. NCBI's taxonomy places the organism in Eukaryota, Metazoa, Arthropoda, Insecta, Hymenoptera, Formicidae. The record is from RefSeq and is a predicted model, not a curated record.
UACAAAAUAUGUUCUUGGAAGGAUUGGCAGCGAUAUAAACAGUUAGAAACAGAAAAACGAGAAUCACAAGAGAAAGAAAGAUUACAGUUGAUUAACAAACUGAGUUUAACGUGCCGCAGUGCUUUAGAUGAAGAAAAGGAAAAACUGAAUGAGACAGAUCCAGAGUUGGCAAAUUUAUUAACUGAUGAAUUUCUUCUAGAAUAUCAGAAACAAAGAAUGAAAGAAAUGCUUGCAAAAACAGAAAAACAUUGUUUUGGAAGAGUUAUCGAUUUGGAGAACACAGAUCAGUUUCUACAAGCCAUUGAUGAAGAAGACAAGUCAAUAAUUGUUAUCGUUCACAUUUACGAGGAUAAUGUAUCUGGCUGCGAAGCCAUGAAUGGGUGUUUAAUAUCUCUUGCAGAAGAAUACCCUUACAUCAAAUUUUGUAAAAUUUUAGGCUCAAUUGCAGGUCUCAGCAAACAAUUCAAAAAAUUUGGUGUACCAACAUUGCUGGUGUACAAAAAUGGACAAGUAAUAGGAAACUUCAUUCAUGUUACGGAUCAUCUGGGAGUAGAUUUUUAUUCAUCGGACGUGGAAACAUUCCUUAUCGAACAUGGGAUUCUCGCUGACAAAAAUUGCAUACCUCUUAUUGUUUUGAAGAAUGAAAAUAGGGUUUCCGAUAGAGAGAGCGAAUAAAAAGUUAUUCUGUUUAAGAUAAUUCAUUAAUACAGUUUAAUAAAUCAAAAUAACUUACUUAAUAACACUUAUGCCAUACAAUAUUUAUCAAGAGUUUAUU